Messenger RNA from Aplysia californica (California sea hare), 1736 nucleotides. RefSeq lists its product as uncharacterized. Gene Ontology annotation, molecular function: phosphotransferase activity, for other substituted phosphate groups. Gene Ontology annotation, biological process: phospholipid biosynthetic process. The record is from RefSeq and is a predicted model, not a curated record. Lineage: Eukaryota; Metazoa; Mollusca; Gastropoda; Aplysiida; Aplysiidae. Gene Ontology annotation, cellular component: membrane.
AAGUGUGUGGUUGUGCUCUUGUAUUGCUCUACUGUGUACUACGCUGGCUUGGUCUGUGUGGGUUAAAUGUUGCAUGAACGGUCUCAAUUUGUUCGUCAGGGUUUUAGUGAUAAUUCUGUAGUCUACAUUUAAUAAAGAUAUGGGACGGUAGCUUUUGAUUUCCUAAGGGGAGCCCGAGUCUUUCGCAAUGAGGGAAAUGCACGAUAAGUUUAGUGAUUCUUGCAAACAUUCUAACUCAUAGCUUUCCUUUAGGGGCCUACCAUUGCUGCGAAGAGGGGGGGGGGGCAACACGGGGAAGAAAGCGAGAUAAAACAAGACAGUGAAGCCAUCUGGGCCGGGCGAGGUGUUCUACUUCAUCAAGUUGAGUGCGUUUCGCAGAUCUGUUACGGAAAUGUUUGUUUCGAGGAUGUGUUGUUGUUCAAUCCAGUACUGCUUUGUGUGCUGACAGAUAAGAUGACAGUCAAAAGUAUCCUUCGAAUGUGUGCACUUCCAUUCACUUCAAGCAUGCAAAUCAUCGAAGCAUUACUAUUUAUGCUGGUACGCUGGUAUGAUGAUUACCUGUACAGCCCCCUUCAGACGGCCCUGUGGCCAGUGGUGGAACUCGUGCCUCGCACUCUGGACGUGGAUGGAUAUCGAAUCAACAUCUUCACUGCUAACAUCGUCUCGUGGUCUAGAACACUGCUCGUCGUGCCCAUAGCGAUGUCUCUCAAGAAGUUCAAUAAGGUGGAUGUGGGCUCGAGCAAGGCAAACACUGCCGCAAUCAUGGAGGGAAAGCUGAAGGAAAAGCUGGAGUCUCUUGGUAUAGCCGCUCUGUGUGUGGCACAGUCUGCCCCGAUGGCCCUUCUCUCUGUCUCCGGCGUCUUGGGCAUUACGUCUCUGUACCUCUCGGUACGUCUGGCCCACUCCAGUCUUACGAACAAACUUUGGGCUCGGGCAGCACACAUGCGCAGUCAGGCACAUGCUUCAGAAGACGAGGAUGAACUGAAGAGCUCCGGGGGGGAACAUGAGGACGAGAAGACAAUGGCCUCCUCGGGCAGUCAGACCGACAGCUAUGAAGAUGGAGGCUUCAAAGUGCUGGCUAGACAAUCCAGUGUUUUUGAAGAAAAAUACGAGGAGAGCAAUGUUGAGGCGUAUCCUACCUCUGGUGUUGAGCUGGACAACAUGACACUGAGUCAGGGGCUACAUCGUUCCUUCUCCAUGCCUGGCACUGAAUUGUUCCCUGACUCUCAUCUGGACUCCCGUGUGGAGCGGGUUUACACAAUCGGCUGCUUUGAUCUCUUCCACCAUGGCCACGUGACUCUGCUCAACAGGAUGAGGACUUUCGGAAAAAAGGUGAUCGUAGGCGUGCAUGACAGCCGCAGCAUCUACCAGUUGAAAAAGCGAGUUCCCAUCGACAGCACGGUCACUCGGAUGCGGAAUGUCAAGCGACAUGCUGAUGAGGUGUUUUGUGUUGCGGGGACCGACCCGACGUCUUUCAUCGACAACAUCUUCGACCGAAGUAUGACAGGCUCUGCCAUCUACGUUCGAGGAGACGACAUGCCAGAUUUUCCCGCCCGGAAGCUGUGCGAGUCUCUCAUGACAGUCAAGUUUCUCCCCUACACACCCGGUGUGUCCAGCACCAAACUCAGGAAGGACCUCUUCAACGCAUGCCAUUGCGACGUCCGACUGGACGACGGCUAUGCCGAUCUCUUAUUUUAUUAAAUUUGACUCGCAGAACGGCGGUCGGCCAUAGAACA